AUGGAUCAAAUAAAAUAUCUUUCUUGGCAAGGUUAAUACAGUUUGAACAAAAAAAAAGAUGGCAAAUGGAUUGUUACUUUGGAUAAAAACAUAUUAUAAAAUGUUGGUGGGUAUUAUAAAGAUGGUGAUAAGAAAGGUGUAUGGAAAGACCUUUUCCUUAAUUAUUAUAAGUAUAUUAUUAAUAUAUGUUUUUAUGAAUAGGUAAGCAAAAGUUUUCGAAACUGGAAAAUAUUGCAAUAACUUAAGAAUUGGUUAAUGGUAUUAUAUUUUUUAAGAUGCGAAGAUGUAAUUCUUUUUAAAAUAUAUAGUGGCGGAGGGUUUUAUAAUUAAGAUAGCUUAAAGUAAGGCUUAUGGGAUGAAAUAGAUGAAGGAUUUUAUAGUGGUAAAAUAGUAGCUUAUAAUGGUGAAUAUUAGUCAAAUGGUAUGAAGGUAGGCAGAUGGAAUACUAUGUAUGGUAAUAGAUUUGAGAAUAUAUAUAAAUAAAUGUAAAAAUUACUUAAGUAUAUGAAAAUAAAGUGGUGGUGGAUCGUAUGAUUAAGAAGGAAAUUAGAAAAAAAUUGGAAAGUGGAUUGAAUUGGAUGAAGGGUUUUAUUGUAAUAAGAAAAUCAUUUAUAUUGGUGAAUAUAAUAUGAAUGGUAAGAAGAUAGGUAUAUGGGAAAUUAUGUAUAAUAAAUGGGGAAAUAGAGAAUUUUAAGUGAUGUAAUAAUUAUUAAAGCAUAAGGAUUAAAGUGGUGGUGGAUCAUAUGAUUAAGAAGGAAAUUAGAAAAAAAUUGGAAAUUGGAUUGAAUUGGAUGAAGGGUUUUAUGGUAAUAAAAAAGUCACUUCCAAUGGCGUAUAUAAUAUGAAUGGUAUUAAGAUAGGUAGAUGGGAUACUAUGUACGAAGGAGUUUUAAUGUAAAUUAUAGAGAUAUAAGGAAUAUAGUGGAGGUGGAACAUAUGAUUAAUUA
Paramecium sonneborni is the source of this 947-nucleotide messenger RNA. The record is from the annotation of a GenBank genome assembly. Lineage: Eukaryota; Ciliophora; Oligohymenophorea; Peniculida; Parameciidae.